CGUGAUAAAGAAAAUUAAAGGGAAACGUAAUAAAGUUUUCUUUCAUAUAUUUUUCACAUAUAUCUGCCUUUUUUAUGGACGGAAAAAUGGAAUAGAAGUGCAUUGGAAAAGUCAAUAAUAGCGUUACUAUAAAGAAAAUUUAUGAUAAAAAAUGUUCUAAUUUUUAUUCUCCGGUAUUAAGUGUAAACAAAAUUUUAAAUUUCAAUAAAUUGUAAAUAAACCCAUAAGAGGGCAGUUUUAUUUUUUCUAAUUACAAUUUUAUCAUUUCCUGCAUGUAUGUCGGUGUGCGUGUGCAUGUUGAAAAUCUCUAGACCAACGGUGAGAUAUAAAAACCUAAGAUUGCACGGGGCAAGUUUACGCCUACCAAUAAUAAUAACUGCUGAUAGUGCGUGUGUAUAUUUGUGUGUGUUGUGUAUGAGUGGGAAUGCAUGUUUUGUUUAAUUACAUUAUCAAAACAAAAAGCAAAUAAAACUCUCAUAUAAACAUUGCCGAUCGUAGCAAUAUAAAAAUUUUCAAAAAUGAAAUUGUUGUUGCCUCUAUUUAAUUCUUGGCACACAAAAAUGACAUUUACGCCCACUUGUAUCUAUACUCUAAAAGCUUCCAGACUUUAGAAUACACUUAAUUCACAACCACAAAACGGUACAUAUCCAAUCUUAAUUGCAAUACAAUAUCAACUAAAUAAUAAUAAUAAUCGCACGUCAACAACAACCAAUUAGAUAAAAAAUUAAACGUUUAAAAAAAAAAAAAAGAAUAUAUACCUAUAAAUUAAUCUAACCUUGGCCGGCGUAUUCGACGAUCACAGCUUUCAGUAUGGAUUGGAUAAUCAGCGAUGAGAUGGGCCUAACUGUAGGUCAUGUAGUUGGUUGGGCGGCCGCUUCGGCAAUGGUGAUCGGUGGCGUAAUACCCUAUGUACCCCAAUAUUUAGAGAUUAAGAAAACCCAAGACGCUGAAGGCUUCUCAUUGCAUGUAUGCUUUGCACUAUUGAUUGCCAACUCAUUGAGAAUUUUAUUUUGGUUUUCCAAACGUUAUGAGCUUCCACUUCUCGUCCAAAGUGUUGUGAUGAAUAUAACCAUGUUCCUAAUGAUACAUUUGUGUGUCAAGGUGAAACGUGUUAAUGCCAAUAAGAGAGAGCGCACAUUUUCAGGCGAUGACUUACGUUUGCCGAAAGUGACAAUGACAGAGACCGAUACAGCGGGUUCCGUGUCAAUAUCAACAGAGGCCGGAGCAAUGAAGCGAGUACGUUCUCGUCAUUAUUUAAGCGAUCUCGAUUUGAAAUACUUUUGGAAUUGGACUGAUUUUCAAUCCUAUUUGGAUUUUAUGCUUUUGGUUUGGGCUGUAGGAGCAGCUAUUACAUAUCUAAUGCUAUCCAUAGACUGGUUUAUGGAAACCGUUGGUUUUGUGGCAGUCUUCACGGAGGCUAUGUUAGGAGCGCCUCAGUUCGUACGUAAUUUUAAAAAUAAAUCAACAUACGGUAUGAGUAUACAUAUGGUCAUCAUGUGGACGCUCGGUGAUAUGUUUAAGACUGGCUACUUUAUAGCAAGAAAAGCACCAUCUCAAUUUUGGAUAUGCGGCACAUUGCAGGUAAGUUUGGAUCUUGCGAUACUGUUACAGGUGUGGGUGUAUCGUCAUAAUUCUAAGCCUCGUGAUGUGCAUCGUGGAGAUUAGCAGUUCGCCCCCGAAGAACAACAACAGCAACAACAGCAACAAAAUCACCUCAAUAACACGCAUUCACAUUCAAAUAAUAAUUCGGGCAGUCGAAAUCAAUCCAUACCGAACACUAUUAGCAGCGGUAGUGGCGACGACCAUUUAUUGACAGCUAAUGCAGAUGAUGACCACUUCCAGCAUUUAAAUUAUCAUGCCGAAUAUAAAAACUAUCACGAUAACCGUGCUUUUCAAUUCUACAAUAACAAUUCGUUAAGCCAGAAACAAAAAUCUGCGACAGAUGCAUCAAUUAACGAAACAGACAGCCAUGUCCUGGAUGUUGUAACAGUACAUUGCAGCAGUUAUCAAGGCAAAGACUUCGAUGGUGAUAAAUUAUCGAAUACCGCCCAAAUUAGUAACUUGCGUUCCUAUGAAACGCGUAAGCGUCAUAAUGCUACUCAAACACCGAGCGGAUUUGACAUGUGGAAACACGAUCUUUAUUGUCGAAGCAAUCACUCCCACUUGUCUUGCUGUUGCCACAACCACAAACGGAAUGUGAGAGGCUCAACAGGCGAUAGUUACGCUUCCCAUGCUGACCGGCAUUCGCAAGAUUUCUGUCGCCUUUCGCCACAUACGCAUUCAUUGCAUCAUCAUUAUCCCGUUUUGGCAGGGGGAACGGUCAGUGACUGUACUUAUUACAAUGGCAAAUGGUCCUGCGGACAAUGUUCUCGACAUAAACUAAGCUAUUCAGUGGGACACCAUCAUUAUCAUCAACGUCAUCACCAUCGGUGCCAUCAUCAUCACGUUCAUAAAAAAACAAAACCUACGGGACAUACGACUAUCGAAACCGAUGAACUAUCUAAUGAAGAAAUGGGCCAAAGCAAUGGAUCCUACUGCUGUCAGCAUUAUAAUCGGUGUCAUUGCGUGAAGAAGAACGAAACGCGAAUAUCAGUGGUUCAGAAUGAACGAGUAAAAAUUAAACGAAAACGCUUUAUUGCUCCUACUGCGGAGGAUUAUUGUAGCAGUUGUUCACGUUGCUCGAGUUGUUCGUGCACACAGGUACGGACAAGCAGUUGCAGUAGUAUAGAUGAAUGGGGGCGUGAUGGUCGUCAAAGUUUCACUUCAUCAGAUCCACAUUCACGAGCUUUUGUGGUAUCAGCCGAUUGCCAUCACUGCCAUGCGCAAUAUGCUUCAACCACUUCUAGUGCUGAUGAAGUGGAUGAUUCUGUUCCAAACGCUGCUCACGAAAUGCAGAGAGAUUUACAGGGUAAGCCGCUUGUGCACGAAACAACGACGGAUAGUUCGGCGCGCAGCAGUCGGCGUAGCAGCAUUACUGCUAGCUUUUGUUCAUGCAACUCGACCAGUUGUUGUUACUGUAGUUGCAGCUGUGGAGAUUCCACCCCAGGUCAGAUGUGUACUGCCCGAGAGAUAACCAAUACGUCAUUUUCGGCGAGAAUGUGUUCAGCCGAUUUAGAAGACCAACAUUCAAGUACUUUAACACCUCUCACAAAUCCUUCCUCAUUAGUAACCACGCCAUUAGCCGAAGAUUGUGAUUUAACCAUGCGUAGUGUAAGCAAUCCCUUAACGGAAGACACUUCAUCACAGAGUCAAUCCGCCGAAUAUUUUUCACUGUCCUCAAGUACUCAGCCAUCCCAACCAACUCCAACGGCAACGCCAACCAGGAAGCCAACUAUAAGUUUGCCACCGACUGUCGAGGUUACUGAACCGGCCAUGGAAGCGAGCAAUAUAACAAGAAAAAGACGAAGUGUUUCGCUGGUUACGUGGCCAGCUAUUGAUGUAAAUGCUUUAUUGCAGCAAACAAUACGCCAAUCGGCUACGCUGCACGAAGCUUCUAUGGAAUCCAAAUCAUGGAAACCGCAACGAAAGCACUUGCGAGAGCAAACCUUAUCACCUCCGCAAUCGCUCAACCAAACGCGGCUAGAGUUAAGUCAUGGCAGUAACGACAGUUCUUCAGCUACGUUAACGUCAAUUGUAACGAUUGCCAAAUUCCCGUCUCAAUCGGCAGUGGGUAUGUUUCCGGCAACCUCAGCCACUGGUUCGCAGCAAUUUCCCUCCGUACAAUCGCUGGCGGUAAGUACAAUGUGUGGCAGUAACGGCGGAACUGUAAUCACAACAACCGCUUCCGCUCCGAGCAGUAGUCGAGUAAAGCGUACAUCGAAAUUUUCGCCAGUUGCACCCGAUUCUUUCAGUUGCGAUCCUCUUCUAUUUGCUGCUCAAGAAAGACGUUCUACAGAAAUUAUAUUAUAGCAACGCGGUCAAAAGCAAUUUGGUACCUACGUAUAAUGGAUUAAUUAAGAGAAAGAAAGAGAAAAAAAAGCGGUCUAAGGUUGUUGUCCUUUUGCACGUAGUUAUUGGAUUUUGACAUGGAUUGUUGAUUGAAGUUAAAAAGGCUGUGCACACAUAUGUAUAUUUUGAAAUUCUCUUCUGCCAUAUUUUUGUGUUUUCUUAACAUAUGUAAUCCUAUCCCUA
Messenger RNA from Glossina fuscipes, 4131 nucleotides. RefSeq lists its product as uncharacterized. NCBI's taxonomy places the organism in Eukaryota, Metazoa, Arthropoda, Insecta, Diptera, Glossinidae. The record is from RefSeq and is a predicted model, not a curated record. The transcript is spliced from 8 exons. Gene Ontology annotation, biological process: retrograde transport, endosome to Golgi; phospholipid translocation. Gene Ontology annotation, cellular component: endosome; trans-Golgi network.